AUGGUUGGUGAGCCGUACCACGGCGGUGACUUCAUGACGCUGACGCAACGUGCCAAAGAGCAGCAAGUGCCAAUGACUGAGAAUUGGUGGCGUGGCAUCUUCCGUCAGUGUGCCGAGGCCUUGGGUCAGGAAAUGGGACGGAAAGCCGCGCAUCACGGGGAACCGAACAUUAUGAUCAAGGGCAAUGACUUCCGCAAGCCAGAGGUGGUGGUCAUUGAUUUCGGCGUUUGCCGUGCCAUGGUCACCGCGUCCAAUGGCAUGCCUGGCGGCACGCCGGGAUACAUGCCACCUGAGACCAUCAAACAACGCAAGUGGUUUCCCAGAGGCGAUGUCUUCUGCUUGGGCGUGACCUUCAUCCAGGUGCUCCUCGACAAGAGUCCUCCCACCGGGCCCAGGACCACCACCACCCCAGGCGGGGAGAAUCGGAAUGGGAAGAUCUAUCCCAUGACGGAUCCAUGGUGCUGGUAG
Messenger RNA from Cladocopium goreaui, 468 nucleotides. Lineage: Eukaryota; Dinophyceae; Suessiales; Symbiodiniaceae. The record is from the annotation of a GenBank genome assembly.